CUUUAAAUCACGAAUACACCCCUCACCUUUUUUCCCUAUUUAACCCAAAACUUUUUCUUCUUUGCAGAUCUACGAGGAUAAUUCGAUAUGAGACCUAUACUGCUUCAAGGACAUGAGCGUAGUUUGACGCAGAUAAAGUAUAACAAAGACGGUGAUUUACUUUUCUCCACGGCAAAGGACCACGUAGUCUGUGCCUGGUAUUCCGUAAAUGGAGAACGAGUCGGUACAUAUAAAGGUCACGUCGGUGCUCUCUGGACUGUCGACGUCGACCCGGCCACCACCCUCCUCGCGACCGGCAGUGCGGACAAUACCAUCCGUAUCUGGGACGUACGAACCGGAAAGCAGUUGAAAAUGUGGGAAUUCCCGACGGCCGUUAAGCGGGUCGAGUUCAGCGAGGAUGGGACUCUGCUCCUCGCCGUGACGGAGCAGAGGAUGGGCCACUUGGGUACUGUUGUUGUAUUCCCGAUUACGGUUGAUCUGGAGGCAGAACAAGUAGAUGAGCCUAAUUUUACGAUUACCUUCCGCGAGAGUAAAGCGACGGUUGCGGCGUGGAGUUAUCUGAAUAAGUACAUUAUUACUGGGCACGAGGAUGGGAGGGUUUCGCAGUAUGAUGGAAAGACUGGGGAGCUCAUAAGAGACGUUCAAGCUCAUGAGCUGGAUAUGCAGAUUACCGAUAUUCAGAUGGCGCCGGAUAGGACUUACUUUAUUACCUGCUCUAAGGAUAAGACUGCUAAGAUCCUGGAUGUCAACGAGCUUAAGGUUAUGAAAACUUAUGUUACCGACACCCCCUUGAAUACCGCAGCCCUUACUCCAAAGAAAGACUUUGUCAUCCUCGGUGGUGGUCAGGAAGCCCGUGAUGUCACCACUACCUCUCAGCGACAGGGCAAAUUUGAAGCGAGGUUCUACCACAAGAUCUUCGAGGAUGAGAUCGGUCGUGUCAAGGGUCAUUUCGGUCCUCUUAACACUAUUGCUGUCCACCCUCAAGGGGUUGGCUACGCCUCCGGUGGAGAAGACGGUUACGUUCGUGUACAUCACUUUGAUAAGCCAUACUUUGACUUUGCGUAUGAGGUCGAGAAAAUGAAGGGUUAGGUUGGGCAGUGCUUGGUAGACGAAAUUGAAAAUUUCCUUUUUUCAAGAAAA
Messenger RNA from Tuber melanosporum (Perigord truffle), 1140 nucleotides. RefSeq lists its product as uncharacterized. The transcript has 8 exons. NCBI's taxonomy places the organism in Eukaryota, Fungi, Ascomycota, Pezizomycetes, Pezizales, Tuberaceae. The record is from RefSeq and is a predicted model, not a curated record. The coding region runs from base 88 to 1089 and encodes 333 amino acids. Gene Ontology annotation, molecular function: RNA binding; translation initiation factor activity; protein binding. Gene Ontology annotation, biological process: cytoplasmic translational initiation. Gene Ontology annotation, cellular component: cytoplasm; eukaryotic translation initiation factor 3 complex, eIF3m.